AUGGAUGAUACUCAGUAUACUUGGAAUAAUCACAUUAAUAGUUGCAUUGACAGUUAUCUUCAGUCCCAAAUCUGUAUUGAUAAUUACAUUGUAAGUGGUAAUGACAAUUCCAGUAACAAUAAUUCCAGUAACGAUAAUUCCAGUAACGAUUACAUUUCUAGUUCCAUUUCUAGUAAAAGUGAAAAUAGUAGUCAAAACGAGGAUAUGACAACGAGUGAUCAAACUAUACCAGAAAGUUCUACUCAUAUGGGUGUAACUCAACAAUACCGGCAUUUGUGGGUUCAAUGCGAAAAUUGUUAUGGAUUAAAUUAUAAGAAAUUUUUUAAAUCAAAGAUGCAUCUUUGUGAACAAUGUGGAUAUCAUUUGAAAAUGAGUAGUUCAGAUAGAAUCGAACUUUUGAUCGAUCCGGGCACUUGGGAGCCUAUGGAUGAAGACAUGGUCUCUCUGGAUCCCAUUGAAUUUCAUGCGGAGGAGGAGCCUUAUAAAAAUCGUAUCGAUUCUUAUCAAAGAAAUACAGGAUUAACCGAGGCUGUUCAAACAGGCAGAGGGCAACUAAACGGUAUUACCGUAGCAAUUGGGGUUAUGGAUUUUCAGUUUAUGGGAGGUAGUAUGGGAUCCAUAGUCGGGGAGAAAAUUACCUGUUUGAUUGAAUACGCUACUAAAGAAUUUCUACCUCUUAUUAUAGUGUGUGCUUCCGGAGGGGCACGCAUGCAAAAAGGAAGUUUGAGCUUGAUGCAAAUGGCUAAAAUAUCUUCUGCUUUAUAUGAUUAUCAAUCAAAUAAAAAGUUAUUCUAUGUACCAAUUCUUACAUCUCCUACUACCGGUGGGGUGACAGCUAGUUUUGGUAUGUUGGGGGAUAUCAUUAUUGCCGAACCCAAUGCCUACAUUGCCUUUGCGGGUAGUGGUUAUGAUCGAUUUGAUAGAAAAGACGGAAUAGUGUGUAUCUUUCGUUGGGGAUUUCCUGGAAAAAAUCGUCGGGUCUUCCUCCAAUUUCUUAUAAAAGAUAUCCAGUCUGUCAGAAUAGAAGUGAAAGAAGGUAUUUAUGCUCGUCGUGUCCUUUAUAUGGAUAUCAGAGGCCAGGGAGCCAUUCCAUUGACUCGUACUGAUGAGAAUUUUACUCCACGGGAAAUGGAACAAAAAGCUGCUGAAUUGGCCUAUUUCUUGCGUGUACCAAUUGAAAAGGGCUAUGAAAAUCCACGAGAAGCGACUGGACGUAUUGUAUGCGCCAAUUUCCAUUUAGCUAAUAAACCAGUGGAUAUUGAGGUUCCGCAAACGGUACUUCCCGAUACUGUAUUUGAAGCAGUUGUUCGAAUUCCUUAUGAUAUGCAACUGAAACAAGUUCUUGCUAAUGGUAAAAAAGGGGCUUUAAAUGUGGGGGCUGUUCUUAUUUUACCAGAGGGUUUUGAAUUAGCCCCUCCCGAUCGUAUUUCCCCCGAGAUAAAAGAAAAGAUGGGCAAUCUGUCUUUUCAGAGCUAUCGCCCAAAUCAAAAAAAUAUUCUUGUCAUAGGCCCUGUUCCUGGUCAGAAAUAUAGUGAAAUCACGUUUCCUAUUCUUUCCCCGGACCCCGCUACUAAGAAAGACAUUCACUUCUUAAAAUAUCCUAUAUACGUAGGCGGAAACAGGGGAAGGGGCCAGAUUUAUCCUGACGGGAGCAAGAGUAACAAUACAGUUUAUAAUGCUACAGCAUCCGAUAUAGUAAGCAAAAUCCUACCAAAAGAAAAGGGGGGAUACGAAAUAACCAUAGCGGAUGCAUCGGAUGGACGUCAAGUGGUUGAUAUUAUCCCUCUGGGGCCAGAACUUCUUGUUUCAGAAGGCGAAUCUAUCAAAUUUGAGCAACCGUUGACAAGUAAUCCUAAUGUGGGCGGAUUUGGUCACGGAGAUGCAGAAAUAGUACUUCAAGAUCCAUUACGUGUACAAGGCCUUUUGUUCUUCUUAGCAUCUGUUAUUUUGGCACAAAUAUUUUUGGUUCUUAAAAAGAAACAGUUCGAGAAGGUUCAAUUGUCCGAAAUGAAUUUCUAG
Molecule: messenger RNA, 2019 nt
Organism: Lactuca virosa
Lineage: Eukaryota; Viridiplantae; Streptophyta; Magnoliopsida; Asterales; Asteraceae
Source: the annotation of a GenBank genome assembly